GGGGCGCUUACUGUGAAUACUCUGAACUCUGCAGAUAUUCCUUCGCUUUUUCAUUGCUGCUGAGUCUUGCACUAAAGAUAAAAGGAUAAAACAUGUAAUGCAGCAUUAAGAGACACGCUGUAGGUGCAUUGUAAGGUUACCUCUUAUCCAACUUGUCUGGUCAUCAUGGGCCGAACGCCACAAAGAGAUCCAAAAGAGGAGAAGAAGGAGAGGCGGAGCAGCAUCACAGCAGGCUCUGCCCUCGACAAAUCAAACGAGCCUUUUAGUUGGGAAGACUAUCUGAGAGAAACCUCGUCGGUAGCAGCAUCACCUUCUUGCUUCAAACAGUCCAGAAUCCCACCUUCCAAUGAUUUCAAAGCAGGUAUGAAGCUUGAGGCUCGAGAUCCCCGCAACUCUAAUUCAGUCUGCAUUGCCACGGUGAUGGGCAUGAUGGGCACUCGCCUGCGACUCCGCCUAGAUGGCAGUGACAACACAAAUGACUUCUGGCGGCUGGUGGACUCUUCAGAGAUCCAGCCGAUAGGAACAUGUGAAAGGAGUGGAGACAUGCUGCAGCCCCCACUGGGUUUCAGGAUGAAUGCAUCAUCAUGGCCCAUGUUUCUCCUGCGGACGCUAAGUGGUGCAGAGAUAGCUCCCGCCUCUGCUUUUAAGAAGGAGCCAGCAAGCCCGUCUAAAAACUACUUCCAACCUGGCAUGAAGCUGGAAGCAGUGGACAGGAAAAACCCUUACCUGAUUUGUCCUGCCACAGUGGGAGAGGUCCGAGGCCAGGAGAUUUUUGUUAUGUUUGACGGCUGGCGAGGCGCCUUUGACUACUGGUGCCCCUUUGACUCCAGAGACAUAUUCCCUGUUGGUUGGUGUUCCCUGACGAAGCACAGCCUACAGCCGCCAGGAAACUUCUUUACCCUUCCUGGUGCCCUUCUAGCUCCGGUUUCUUCCACAUCUGCAACUCGUCGCUCCUCGUUCAACUCCUCCUCCUCGACCUCCAUGCAGACCUCAUACCGACUGCCAAAUCCCCUGCCACCCCUCCCUGUCCGAAAGGGUGUCCGAGGUCGCCGUCCCAAAUCACAGACCAUUGCUUUGUUGAAAGCAGCGGCUGAGGCGGCAGCAGCAGCAGCAAUUAAUGGAGCACCUCAGAGCCCAGUGACUGAGACGUCGCUGGCCCCCAGACCACACAAGAAGAGAGGGCCCAAGCCGAAAGGCAAGAAGAAGCCUCUGAUGGGAGAAUCUCCAGGUUCAUCACCAGCUCCAACUCCGCCCCCAGAGACCAAACUGAACACCAGCCACGUCUCUAUGGACAGCAACCUCAGCAAUGGCUCAAAUGUAAUUUGCACAGUGUGUGUCUAUGUAAACAAGCAUGGCAACUAUGGCCCACAUCUGGAUCGAAAACUGGUCCAGCAGCUGCCGGAUCACUUUGGUCCAGCUCCAGUCAACGCAGUGCUUCAGCAGGCUGUUCAGGCCUGUGUGGACUGUACAUACCAGCCCUCUGUGCUGUUAUCCUUUCUACAGAGCCAGUCCCACUCUGGAGGGGAGGUCAUUAGAGUUUGUUCAGAGCAUGGUAUUCGCUAUGUGAAGCUGCCCUCUGCAUCCAGUGCCUCGUCUGUGCUGCGGUUCCUGGAAAACAUGUGCCAACACCUGGAGAGUGACACCCUUUUCAGCUCACAGCCAUUCAACCCCUACACCAACAACACACGUUUCUACAACAGAACUAAAUCAGAACCACUGUCUGUCACGGAGAAUGGCGUUUCCAAUGACAAUCCAUCCAAGGACCCCACACCUACCCCUCGGCCCCUCCACAACACACUGGACUACAGAUCAGCAAAGAGGGAGCGGCCGUGUUAUCCUGGGCACACAAAAACACCACCACCACCCCUCCGACGAGUCAGCUCCAACCCCACUGAGUUUGGCCCCUUAAAUACACACAGACGAGUGGAGGCUAGCUCAACAACAGGUCCCGAUCACAUGAAACAGGACAGGGAGACUACAGGGAACAACGCUUCCUCCUGGUCAGUUGAUGAUGUCAUCAGGUUUGUCCAAGAGGCGGAUCCACAAACCUUGGGUCCACAUGUCGACCUGUUUAGGAAACAUGAGAUCGACGGCAAGGCUCUGAUGUUGCUGCGGAGUGACGUCAUUAUGAAGUACAUGGGACUGAAGCUGGGCCCGGCUCUUAAACUGUGUCAUCACAUCGAGAAGCUGAGGCAGAGCAAACAUUAGAUGAUGAUGAUGAUGAUGAUGAUGAUGAUGAUGAUGAUGAUGAUGAUGGAACUGAUUUCUCACUGACAACCAAACACUUAUCAAUCUGCAGGAAAUGUAGUCCAGUGCAAUAACGUCAUCAUAUAACGACAUUGAUGUUAUGUUCUGGUAUGUUCUGGGAAUAAUGGGUUUUUAUUAAAAGGAGAACAGCUUUCAUUUUAAGAUAUUUUAAAGGUGGAAAUUGUGAAUCCUAGUUUGUCUGAAUUUAUCUAAUUAUCUUAAAUUACAUAAAUAAGUUUUUUUUUUUCAAGUAGAAUUGACAUCAAUGUAAGAAAUUUAAUAAAAACAACUUAUUUGUGGCCUUUCAAAUUUGGGGGUCGUUACAGUAAGUUAACGGUCUCCCAUCUAGUACAACAAAUAGACAGAACAAUAAUAAAUAAUUAAUUCCAAAUUUUAAACAGAUCUGAAUUUGAAAGCUUUCUAAAAUACUAUCACCUCCCUUGUACAGAGCAAGUUCGUGAAGUGAACAGACAUCCUAGCAUAGGCAUCAGUUUUGACUUAUUUUGUUGUUGUUUAUUUGCCUUAUUUUGAGUAAAUGAGCACCAUUAUUUCUGAGUCCCAAUAAAUAUAAUUUUGCAUUGCUACUCUUAAGCUGAUAAAAAAAAAUCUGUACAGAAAUAGUAGGCCAGAUAUGGUGCACAAAGGACUGGAAAGGUUACUCCAGAUAGUAAAUAUGUCAUUUCAAUGUAGUCAAUACGGUUGCUGAAAGUCUGUUAUGAUGAAAUGGUGAAAUGUAGCUUCUGCAUGCUGCAAGAUAUAUGGGCAGGGAUACUAACAGGGACUGAACAACGAUAACACCUCAGUUAUGGGAAUUACAAGGGUUUGAUCUUAAAAUUGUCUUGUUUGCUUAAGUCAAUCGGUAGAGUAAAGUUUUAUUGGCAAAGAAUAUGCAUUACAAUUAGCAGAGCGGAAACUAGUUUGAUUCAGAAAGUGUCAAUCUCAUAUAAAAAACCCCUUCCUGAGUUAAAGACAUUCAUGCUGGUCAGCUUCCUAUUGAUUGCCGAUACUCAUGGAGUCAAACACGCUUAAAACCAAGGCUUCAUCGACUGGGAUAAGUGUUUUGAUAUGAACAUAAAUAUCACAUCCUUUAUAGCAAAAGUUGGCAUUGCUGUACAGGUACGGCUCCUGCCUUUGGGACAAAAGAGAAGUAGUUUUGUAAAAAAGUUUAACAUGUAGUUUUUUUUAUAUAAUUUUGGACUGUAACUAUAUGUACCAGCCUGUAUCAAGUGUAACCAUUUUUUUUUUAGCCUUAAUAGUGUUUUGUGUGACAUAUGCUGGUGAAGAUUCUCAGUGAUCCAGGUCAUAGUCAUUCAA
Molecule: messenger RNA, 3561 nt
Organism: Cyprinodon variegatus (sheepshead minnow)
Lineage: Eukaryota; Metazoa; Chordata; Actinopteri; Cyprinodontiformes; Cyprinodontidae
Product: polycomb protein SCMH1-like
Exons: 14
Coding region: 166-2208 (680 amino acids)
Biological process (GO): regulation of DNA-templated transcription
Cellular component (GO): nucleus
Molecular function (GO): protein binding
Source: RefSeq, a predicted model, not a curated record